Sinocyclocheilus grahami is the source of this 4935-nucleotide messenger RNA. Its product is annotated as ATP-binding cassette sub-family A member 3-like. The record is from RefSeq and is a predicted model, not a curated record. Lineage: Eukaryota; Metazoa; Chordata; Actinopteri; Cypriniformes; Cyprinidae. The transcript has 28 exons. Gene Ontology annotation, biological process: transmembrane transport; lipid transport. Gene Ontology annotation, cellular component: membrane; intracellular membrane-bounded organelle. Gene Ontology annotation, molecular function: lipid carrier activity; ATP hydrolysis activity; ABC-type transporter activity. The coding region runs from base 235 to 4854 and encodes 1539 amino acids.
CGCAUUUGUUGUGUCCGCACCUCACGGCCGCUGCGCUGCAAUGUCUCCAUCAUCAUCAUCCUCAUCGUUAUUGUCGCCCUUAUGAGGGAUAUUUCCCGACGGAACUCAGCCGUGGCGGGAUCCGAGCUAAUCGCGAGCGUUUAUUCAAUGCUUUGCGACUGAAAGAGACGCUGUUGGAGCCCAGUGCGGGACAGAAAGACGAGUGGAAGGUUGUGAAGCUCUGUGAAUCUGAAAAUGGCCGUGUGGCAGCAGUUUGGAUUGCUUCUGUGGAAGAACUAUAUUCAGCAAAAGCGUCAGAUCCUGGUCACGCUGGUGGAGAUCCUUCUGCCGCUGCUCUUCUCAGCCAUCCUGAUCGUCCUGCGACAGAACGUGUCCUUCAUCAACUACCCCAAUGCAACGCACUACCACAGCUUCCCUUUGAGCGACCUGCCGCCCAUACUGUGCUUCCAGGACCUGCAGCUGGCCUACGUGCCUGCAAACGCCAGCGUGGUGCGGCAGAUCACAGAGGACGUGCAGCAGAGCCUGCACGGCUGCAUCAGAGCCGUGCGUGGCUUUGAAACAGAGGAGCAGUUUGAGGAGUUUGUGAAAACUGACCCACAGUCAGGCAAGAUCUUGGCAGCCAUUGUGUUUGAGCACCAGUUCACACACGACGACGAGCCGCUUCCUCUGCAGGUCAGCUAUCAUCUGCGCUUCACGUACAGCCCCAGAAACGCUCCGGUGCGCGAGAAGUCUGAGCUCAACCCCAACAAUGAUCUGGACUGGCACACACUCAGUCUGUUCCCGCUGUUCCAGCUGCCCGGGCCCAGAGAACAACACGAGCCACACGGGGGCACACCAGGAUAUCACCGCGAGGGCUUCCUGCAGGUGCAGCACGCGGUGGACCGGGCCAUCAUGAAGGCCUACAACAGCACGGCGGCGGUGGCCCUCCUCAAGAGAACCCAAGUGCUGCUGGCUCGUUUCCCUUACCCAGCAUUCAUGUACGACGUCUUCAUCCUGGCCAUCCAGAACCAGCUGCCACUGCUGCUGGUGCUCAGCUUCACCUACACGUCUCUGAACAUCGUCCGAGCUGUAGUACAGGAGAAGGAGAGGAAACUGAAGGAGUACAUGCGCAUGAUGGGUCUCAGCAACUGGUUGCACUGGAGCGCCUGGUUCCUCAUGUUUCUCCUCUUCCUCUCCAUCUCCAUCUUCUUUGUCACCGUGCUUAUCUGCGUCAAGGUGAGUCCUAACGGAGCGGUGUUGACCUACAGUGACCCCACGCUGGUGUUUUUCUUCCUGCUGGUGUUUGCCGUGUCCACCAUUAACUUCAGCUUCAUGAUCAGCGCCUUCUUCUCCAGAGCGAAUGUGGCCGCAGCAGCGGGUGGCUUCAUCUACUUCCUGAGCUACCUGCCGUACGUCUUCCUGUGGCCUCGCUAUGACCUGCUGUCACACGCCCAGAAAGUCUCUGCCUGCCUCAUCUCCAACGUGGCCAUGGCCAUGGGAGCCCAGCUGAUCGGCAUGUUUGAGGGCAAAGGGACGGGCAUCCAGUGGCAUAACCUGUUUGAGCCGGUGACGGUGGACGAUGACUUCUCUCUGGCUCAAGUGCUGGGACUGCUGCUGCUGGACUCUGUGCUGUACGGUCUGGUUGCCUGGUACGUGGAAGCCGUGUUUCCGGGAGAAUAUGGAGUCCCUCGCCCGUGGUACUUCUUCAUCCUGCCCUCAUACUGGUCCGGCAGCCCUCGUGUGACCCUGCUGAAGGAGAAGGAGGAAGAAGAGGAGGCCGAGAAGGUGUCGAAGGGCGAAUUCUUUGAAGAGGAGCCAGCUGGACUGGUCUCGGGGGUCAAGAUCAAACAUUUGGCAAAGGUGUUCAAAGUGGGCAAUAAGACCAAGGAGGCGGUGAGGGAUUUAACGCUCAACAUGUUUGAAGGCCAGAUCACUGUCCUGCUGGGUCACAACGGCGCGGGCAAGACCACCACACUAUCAAUGCUGACCGGCCUUUUCCCGCCCAGCAGUGGUCGUGCGUACAUUAAUGGUUACGACAUAUGUCAGGAUAUGGCUCUGAUCCGCCGCAGCCUGGGCCUGUGUCCGCAGCAUGACGUGCUCUUCGACAACCUCAAUGUCCGAGAGCACCUGCUCUUCUACACACAGGUAGACGCAAAUUGUAAUUGUAAUAGAGCACAACAGUCCGCGCCCACAUUAUUCACGACUGUGGUUCUGAAAGUAUUUUUUCAUUCAUUUUUUACCAUAGUAUCUGAAUUUCACACAGCGCAACGUGUGAGUGAGCUCUCACACUCUUCAGAAACAAUCACAGAAUAUGACAGAGCUCGGCAGAGUGCUGGUUACCACAUGGUUAUAGUAAAAGAUGCGUUUUGUAAUGUGUCAGAGAUCACCCGUCUAGUGCACAUGUAUGUUCCCGACGCCACUCUAGAGAGCAGUGCAGGCGCUGAACUCUCGUACAUACUGCCCAAAGAGAGCACCAGCCGGUUUGAGCUGCUGUUUGCUGAGCUGGAGAUGAAUCGAGACGAGUUGGGCAUCGCCAGCUACGGGGCGUCUGUUACCACCAUGGAGGAGGUUUUUCUCAGGCUCUAUAUGCAGCAGUUCUAUGCUAUGUUCCUGAAGAGGGCGCUCUACAGCUGGCGCAACUGGAAAGUGAUGGUGGCUCAGUUUCUGGUGCCGCUCAUUUUCACUGUGUUGGCCCUCGUAGUGGCCCGCGCCCUCCCUGGAAGCCAAAUCACGCCCCAGCUCCGUCUGGUGCUAAAACAAUAUGGCCCUACUCACGUACCCGUGGCUGUAGACGUCAGUGCUGGGCCGCUGGCUACAGCUCUGGCUGAGAUCUAUGCCGCACAGCUGCCUUCCCAGAAUGCCAUUCCUGCCACUAAUAUAACAGAUUUGUUGGAGUACGUGCUAUAUAAUGCCAUGAGGGAGGGCGGGGCUUUCAAUGAGCACUGCGUGGUGGGCGCGACUUUCAGGGGCCGAUCCAGGAAGAACACUGAGGUCAUCGGCUACUUCAACAACCAGGGCUAUCACACCCCCGCUACAGCACUCAUGCUGGUUGACAACGCUCUCUACAAGCUACUGGCCGGACCCGACGCCUCCAUCCAGACUGGAAAUUACCCCAUGCCCCGCAACAUGUCCGAGACGGCCCAUAGCCAGCUUUCUGAGGGUCAGACAGGCUUCGCCAUCGCUAUAAACCUCAUGUAUGGCAUGGCAUCAUUAGCCAGCACCUUCGCCCUGCUCCUCGUCUCUGAGCGGUCGGUGAAGUCCAAACAUGUGCAGCAGGUCAGCGGUGUCUACCUUUCCAACUUCUGGUUCUCCGCCCUGCUGUGGGACCUCAUCAACUUCCUGUUGCCCUGCCUGCUCAUGCUGGUGGUCUUCCGGGUGUUUUCAGUGAAAGCAUUUGUGGCUGAAAACCACCUGGUGGACGUUCUGCUGUUGCUGCUUCUGUAUGGCUGGGCGGUGAUUCCCCUCAUGUACCUACUCAGCUUCAUGUUCUCCUCGGCCGCCACCGCUUACACGCGCCUCACUAUCUUCAACAUCCUCAGUGGCACAGCCACCUUCCUCGCGGUCACCAUCAUGACCAUACCUGAGCUCAAGCUGGUAGACCUGUCUCACCUCCUGGAUAAGGUCUUCCUGAUCUUCCCGAAUUACUGCUUGGGCAUGUCCUUCAGCGAGUUCUAUCAGAACUACGAGAUCAUCACUUUCUGCACCUCCAGUGACUUUGCAGAGUACAUUUGCAAGUACUACAACAUCACAUAUCAAGUAAACUACUUCUCCAUGGAUGAGCCUGGAGUGGGUCGCUUCCUGGUGGCCAUGUUCCUGCAGGGUGUCGUCUUCAUCGCCCUGCUUUUCUUCAUUGAGCUCCGGUGCAUCCAUGUGCUGCUCAACCUCUGCAGGAGACACAAGAAGAUUUUUCUGUUGGCAGAAGAAGCUCUUCAACCUGAGGACAGAGAUGUUGCGGAGGAGAGAAAAAGAGUUUUGGAGUGCCAGCCAGUGGUUGAGUCCAUGGUGGGCAGCCCACUUAUCCUACAGGAGCUCAGCAAGGUAUAUUCAGGUGGGCAGUCGUUGUUAGCAGUGGACCGUUUGUCUUUGGCCGUUGGGAAGGGCGAGUGCUUUGGUUUACUGGGAUUUAAUGGAGCAGGGAAGACUACGACAUUCAAAAUGUUGACGGGCGAUGAAAGCAUAUCUUCAGGAGAUGCCUUUAUUGACGGCUACAGCAUCCUCCGAGAUGUGAAAAAGGUGCAGCAGAGAAUUGGCUACUGUCCCCAGUUUGAUGCGCUGCUAGAUCACAUGACAGGGCGGGAAACCCUGAGCAUGUAUGCCAGACUGAGGGGCAUCCCAGAGAAAUACGUCACAGCCUGUGUAGAAAACAUCCUGCGUUCGCUGCUGCUCGAACCUCAUGCUGACAAACUUGUCCGCAGCUACAGUGGCGGCAAUAAGAGGAAGUUGAGUGCAGGCAUGGCUCUAAUCGGUGGGCCGCCUGUGAUCUUCCUGGACGAGCCAUCUACUGGCAUGGACCCUGUGGCCAGACGGCUGCUUUGGGACGCAAUUACACGCACCAGAGAGUCUGGCAAAGCCAUCAUCAUAACCUCACACAGUAUGGAGGAGUGCGAGGCGCUUUGUACUCGGCUGGCUGUCAUGGUGAACGGCCAGUUCAAAUGUCUGGGCAGCCCGCAGCACCUGAAGAGCAAGUUUGGUAGCGGUUACACGCUGCUGGCGAAGGUCCGCGUGGUCACGGAGUUAGAGGAGAUGGACCUUCAGCUCUUCAAAGACUUCAUUGAAAGCACCUUUCCAGGAAGUUUACUGAAGGAUGAACACCAGGGAAUGGUCCACUAUCACCUGACUGACAAAACUCUCACCUGGGCACAGGUACGUCUCUAACACAUGCAGUCUAAACAUUGUGAUGAUCCGAAUAGCAUACUACUAUUUCUGCAGUAUGUGUACUGCAGACAGUAUGCAAAU